Messenger RNA from Pelobates fuscus (common spadefoot toad), 5030 nucleotides. RefSeq names its product AT-rich interaction domain 3B (gene ARID3B). The coding region runs from base 129 to 1781 and encodes 550 amino acids. Lineage: Eukaryota; Metazoa; Chordata; Amphibia; Anura; Pelobatidae. Gene Ontology annotation, cellular component: nucleus. The transcript has 9 exons. Gene Ontology annotation, molecular function: DNA binding. Gene Ontology annotation, biological process: regulation of transcription by RNA polymerase II. The record is from RefSeq and is a predicted model, not a curated record.
UCGAGCAUUCGGGCGGGGCCUAGGGGAGCCUGCAGGCUGUGCUGAGACGGAAACGGAGGGGAAGGCCGCGGCCAGCGGCGGAGGGCUGACAGGAGAGCGCGGUGCCGAGAGGCCUGCUACCCGACGGAAUGGUGGAGAAGGCCGGCUGCGGGAGAGACUCCAUGCCCUCACUAAUCCCUGGUGGAUUAAAUCCGGCACUCUCUGGUAGUUCUCAAAUGCUCCCCAAACAGGGCAUGAAACUGGAGGCUGUCAUGGAGCAACUCCAAAAGCAGCAACAGCAAGCUGCCCGGAGCAUGCAGGAGCGUGAGAGGCAAAUCAGAGAAACUCAUCGCCUCUAUACACAACAACUGGCAGCCCAACAUGCCAUGAAAUCCUUGCCAGGUCCUGCAACAGUCUCAUCUAAUAGAAUCCGCCUUCCUGCAGGCCUUGCUCCAAGUACCAGUGACCCAGAUGAAGAAGAAGAAAUGGAAGAGGAUGAGAGUGACAUGGGGGAAUCUUUUGAUGAGGAGGAGGAGGAAGGAAGAAUGGCUCAGAGUUCUAGUCUGGCACAGAAGUAUCUACAGGCUCAGAGAGAGCAACAGAGAAUUGGCAUCUCUAAUCCACAGGGGACCCCUAGUCAGCCACCUAGAACUGUGAAGGAGGAACCUCUUGAAGAAGACUCCAACCCUUCUCCAUCUAAACACCUCAAGCAGCAGAAUGUGGAAGAACACAUUAAACAGGAAAAUGCUCAGUGGGGUGAUGACCUGGAUGGCCGCAGCAGGGAGGCAUCAAGGGACUUUGCAAAGCUUUAUGAACUGGACAAUGACCCAAAACGUAAGGAAUUCCUGGACGAUCUUUUUGUGUUUAUGCAGAAAAAAGGCACCCCAAUUAGUCGUAUACCCAUAAUGGCGAAGCAGUUAUUGGAUCUUUACAUGCUGUACAAGUUGGUUACUGAAAAGGGGGGGCUUGUGGAAGUCAUAAACAAGAAGAUUUGGAGAGAAAUCACAAAGGGCUUGAACCUACCAACCUCUAUUACCAGUGCAGCCUUCACGCUACGGACCCAAUACAUGAAAUACCUUUAUUUGUACGAGUGUGAAAAGAAAUCUCUCAGUUCUCCAGCCGAGUUGCAAGCUGCCAUUGAUGGGAACCGUCGGGAAGGCAGACGUCCAAGCUAUGGCUCCUCCACUUUUAGCUACUCUCCAACCCCAUCAGGGGCCCCAACUUAUCUGGGGACCCCCAAAGUCCCCCUACCAAUGUUGGGUGUGCACCCAAGUGCUCGCAUUUCACCAGUGACUGCAUUAAAGAAAGCAGGUGACAGUCCUGCAGGUUUGAUGGCAAGCCGCAUGUCUCUCCCAGGGCCUGUGAGCACACAGCAGAAUGCAGUGCGGACCUCGUCACUGGAUCAUCUGAAGGAGAGAUUGGACUCAGGUGAGCCACUGGAGAAACGGCUUUCAAAGGCGUCUGGAGAAGAACAGCAGAGACUCUUGCAGCAGGCCCUCCAGCACAACCUGUUGAACAUGGCACGGCAGAUGCCGAUGAAACUCAAGAUAAAUGGUAAAGCACAGGACCGGCAAGACGGAGCUCUCAACCUGGGCACCGGCAGCAUCAAUAUGUCCAUUGAAAUUAAUGGAACAAUGUACACAGGCAUUUUAUAUGCUCAAAAACCAGUUCCCUUAAUUGCGGGGUAUACUGGGCAGAGCGGUGGGAGUGGCAGCAGUAGCAACACCUCUCAAGCCUCGCAAAGCCCCACUUCCUCACGGGGCACACCGGGUGCUGAACCUUCCACCAGCUGGUCCCUCUGAACAUAACCCCCAUGCUUGGGAGGGAACGACCUUGAAACUACUUACCUCCUCCGCAAGAAAGCGUUACACAACCGUACCUACCUCAGCUUGCAGGAAGACAUCAACUCAGAUUACCUCACCUUAAAGGAAAGGUUACACAACCAGUUUACCUCAUGUUUUCUUAUGGCAUUACACACCUUCAUUGAUAAGCAGGAUUUGUGUGGUGACACAAUGGUGGCCUGGCAUGGGGGGCCCCAUUAUUACCUUUCCACGGAGCACCAGCUCUUUCCUGCUGUAUGGCAUUUCGGGAACAUUGUAUGCACAGUGUACCUCUACCCUGUCUUCUGACCCUCUUGCUGUUUUCAAUUUACUGUUCUGUUAGCAGAAGAGGCUCAUCUUUUACCCUGGGUGAUGCAUUGGAGUCUCUCAUAAGGGGGAUCAGAAUGAAGGAUUUGGGACCAUCCUCUGGUUAUAGGCUCUAUAUGUGAGGGGCAUGGAGAGGACAUUUCUACUAGUCCUGGUAUUGUCUACCCUUGACUUACAGAACCAGGUACCUCUCUCUCCUGUCGCACAAUCCCAAGAAGUGCUUAGAAUAAUAGACUUUUUUUUUUUUGUAGGAGAAAUAGCAAAGACUGCUACAAGUUUUAACUUAGUGCUAUCCUAUAUCAGAAGGCAGAUUUUAAGAUUACCUCUGUCAUUAAGAGUGAACAUGUUCUAUUAACUCCUGGUAUACUCUGAUGUGACGUGUUGUUGUUUGACACUUUAAGAGAUGCAGUCCCCUUACCUCACUAUUUUAUCUUCUAGAUUGUGUCUGAUAAAUAAUUGAAUCGGUUCAGCUCCGCUCUGGGAUCGGUUUCCGUUUUUACACUUAAGGUCACUUAUGACAAUGUCGUUCAGGCGUCUGCCAUGAUAUUUACAACAUCUCUCACCCUACAUUUUAACCUUCGUUACGGCUGGCACUCGUGUGGGGGAGGGUCAUGUUGCAUAGCUGAGAACGUGUGCUCUGCGUGAUGCAUACUAUAGGUUGCUAAAUGAAGCUUUUAGUUGUUGUGCUAUGUCAUUUUUACAUACUGGUAGUACAAAGUAAUAUUUAAAGCAGCACACCACGCACUAAUUUUAUGUCUGAAGGGAGUGGGCAUUCUGUUUACCUUAAUUAGGGAGUGCUACAAAGAUUAUCCAUGCUUAACAUUUGUCACAUCCUAGGCUUUAUAAAACUUUUGACUAAACAUGGUUGCCUGGGAACUCUUUUUCGUAAAGGAAAUGGCAAAAUGUAUUAUCACCCUAUAGUGCAUUUACUUUGCAGUUUCAUUUUGUCAUAUUCGGAAUGACAGACUAGCUUAUACGUUUGGAGUAUGUUGGAUAAAGUUUGAUUAUCCCUUGGUGCUGGUAAACCUGACAAAUUGCUGAGAGAGGGAUCCUGCAACACUAUGAUAGAACCCCAAAUGACAGCAACAUAUUGUUUCUCUUCCCUCUGUUGGUUUGUUCUAACACUCAGGAAUCUAAUUUCAUUUAUAACAGUUGUAUUUAUAAAUGCGCUUUUUAUUUAACAUUCAUUUUUAUCUUUCUACCGUACAUUAUAGUCCUUGCUGUUUUCUUUGAAACCUCAAUAUAUACAACGCAAAGCCUCAAAUAACGUAGACAUCCAGAUUGUUUUAUGAUCACAAUUUAAGAGAAAAUUUAAAUCUUUACUUUUUUUCCUGUACUUGAAAUAUGUUUUGCUUAAUUUCUAAAACAUGAGAAAGCAUAUAACCCAGUUGGCAGCGUAGGAUAAAACUAUUUAGUGGAUUGGGAAAGCGGGGGCCGAGUAAUCACAGCGCUGUUGAUAACGCAUUCUCACAGACGCCAUCGUUAAUGACAAUCCUGUUGCCUAAAGGGCAUACUCAAUCAUUUUUGUGAAGUUUUGUUUUUCAUUUUUUUUAUGAUUUUCUUUGUGUUUAAUUUUAAACCAUUACUUUUAAUGGUGUUUAUAAAAAUAAAAAAAAGUGGGAAUGGAGAGUACGAAUUCUUUGGAAUUACCCAUAACAAACCUGGCAGAUUGACCCCAUGCCUUAAACCUUGAUUUAUUGUAAUUUGCUUACCUCCAGGAUGGGCUAAAGAGCAUCCUUUAUAAGUUGGCACUUUCCUCUGUCCUUAUUCAUAGGAUAGUGGCUUGAUGUUAAGUCCAGAAGGGGGCCAAUUUAAGAUAUCAAUGGAUCGAUGGCAAUUUGACAGGGAGAGGUAUCAAUUGGGCAAGUAAGUUACCUUUAGCUCUGAUGCACCCAGUCUUGAUACCUCUCUUCUUGCUCUUCUCAGUCCACAAUGUAGUUUCAGGUUAUGUUAGUGUAAGUCUAGAGUUCACAGUUAGAUAUCCCAAAGAAACCCAAAACUUAUUGCAUGCAAGCUUUCUGUCUAGUUAUUCAGAAAGCCGUGUGUUCUUCUUGCAACUUCUUUUUAAACUCCUGACAUAGAAGCAAUGGAUUGUUUUGGUUAUAAAGCCAGCUUCGUUUUUGCUUGAAGAUUAAUUACCCUUUUCAUUAAAAUGUCCUGAAAUUUAGAUUUUUCUUGAAUAGGUUGAGACGUAGCAUUGCUUUGAUGUCAGUUCUUGAAAUGUAAUACUAAUGCUGACCGGCAGGUUUUCGUUAAAGAUAACACUCAUAUAUUUUAUUUUAUUUUCCAUAGAACUCUAGCAUGCAACCUAACUUUUAACAUGAGGGACACAAACAACCUCAAAUAUUUUUGUUCUCCCGAUAUUUGUAAUGAUAUAUAUAUAUAUUUUUUAUUCUGUAGAAGUACCUGCACCACCAGUUUCUCAAAAUCAAAAAUUUAACUUUUUGAGUUUCCAAUAGACCUUGAAAAUGUUUCCGGUACAGUUGUUCUUAUUCUACCCGGGAUAAGUAUCUGUCUUGUACCGGCUGCAGUCUUUAGGAAACACAUUCUUUUCUUACUUACUAUUCGUGAGGAAUGUGUUUGAGUAACUGGUGCUUUAUUGACAUACCUCAGAAAUCAUUUCUCUAUCACUGAGAAAAUAAAUACUGAAUUUUAUAUAUUAAAAGGGGUCUGAAACUGUGAUUAGGCCUGCUGAGCAAGCGUGAAGAAAGAAAUGGAUUUAGUUUGUCCAAGGAAUACAUACUUCACAGAUGGUGUUAUACACUGGACAAAUAUUCUUCAUUUAUCAUUUUAUAGUUUGGUAGGCCCAUUUUACAGCCCCGAAUAAUUACCUCAGCAACAAUUUUAAUCUAUUUUUUUUUUCUUUACAUAGGUCUACCUUUUUAAAACCAUGCAGACAAAUUU